Rhinichthys klamathensis goyatoka is the source of this 2794-nucleotide messenger RNA. It is a transcript of the gene sema3ga, whose product is annotated as sema domain, immunoglobulin domain (Ig), short basic domain, secreted, (semaphorin) 3Ga. Gene Ontology annotation, molecular function: chemorepellent activity; semaphorin receptor binding. The record is from RefSeq and is a predicted model, not a curated record. Bases 38 to 2281 code for a protein of 747 amino acids. The transcript is spliced from 17 exons. Lineage: Eukaryota; Metazoa; Chordata; Actinopteri; Cypriniformes; Leuciscidae. Gene Ontology annotation, biological process: axon guidance; negative chemotaxis; semaphorin-plexin signaling pathway.
UGGGUUUGUAUAGGUUGCCUGCAAAUUGGGUCUAACCAUGAGAGUUAUGGAAACAAGACUCCUCCUGUUGCUGUGGGCUUUGUUUGUGUUUGAAGUGGCCUGCACACAUCGCUCCGCUCCCAGAGUGCACCUGGCUUUUAAAGAAUUGAUGGACACUCGGACAGCAAGGCCUUUCAGUUUCUCCUUCAACACCAGUGACUACCGGAUCUUGCACGUUGACCCAGACCAGGGGCGGUUGUACCUGGGCAGCCGCGAAUAUCUGGUUUCUCUGGACAUGCAAAACAUCAACAAAGAGCCUCUCAUUAUCCACUGGCCAGCUCCAGCUCAGAGAAAGGGAGAGUGUCAGAUGACUGGGAAAGGCAGGCAUGGAGAAUGUGCUAACUUUGUGCGUCUGAUUGAGCCGUGGAACAGGACUCACCUGUACACCUGCGGCACAGGAGCUUAUAAACCCAUCUGCACUUUCAUCAACAGAGGCUGGAGAGCUGAGGACUACCUUUUCAGGCUGGUUCCUGGUUAUGUGGACUCUGGGAAGGGAAAAUGCUCUUACGAUCCAAACCAGGAGAAUGUCGCAGCCCUGAUUAAUGGAAACCUGUAUGCAGGAGUGCCGGUGGACUUCAUGAGCAGUGAUCCAGGCAUCUUCAGGACCAUGGGGAGCCGUCCAGCUGUGAGAUCAGAGCAGUAUGACUCUAGGUGGCUGAAUGAACCUGUAUUUGUUCACAUGAAACAGAUUCCUGACAGCUCAGAGAAGAACGACGACAAGCUCUAUUUCUUCUUCCGUGAGAAGAGUCUGGACUCGGGGGGAGGAGCGAGCCCAAGUGUGUUGGCCAGAGUGGGCCGCGUGUGCCUGAAUGAUGAGGGCGGACAGAAGUCUCUCGUGAACAAAUGGACGACUUUUCUGAAGGCCAGGCUGGUGUGCUCUGUUAUGGGAGAUGAUGGGGUGGAAACCUUCUUUGAUGAACUGAGGGAUGUGUUUAUCCAACCUGCCCAGGAUGAACGAAACCCUGUGGUAUAUGGCGUCUUCUCAACUUCUGGCUCUGUGUUUAAAGGCUCAGCCGUGUGUGUCUACUCAAUGGCUGAUAUCCGAAAUGUCUUUAAUGGCCCUUUCGCCCAUAAACACGGACACAACUACCAAUGGACUACAUACACAGGGAAGAUUCCCUAUCCUCGUCCGGGAACGUGUCCGGGAGGCACAUUCACACCGGGUCUUCAGUCCACAAAAGAGUUAUCAGAUGAAGCGGUUAACUUCAUUCGUGCUCAUCCUCUCAUGUACUACCCUGUGUAUCCCAUUCACAAGCGCCCUCUGGUGGUGCGCUCUGGUGUAGACUAUCGCUUUACUACUAUUGCAGUGGACCAGGUGGAUGCUGUGGAUGGCCGAUAUGAGGUUCUCUUUCUGGGAACGGAUCAUGGUACGGUCCAAAAAGUUAUAGUCCUGCCCAAGGAUCCCACCACAAUGGAAGAGCUCACUUUAGAGGAAGUGGAAGUUUUCAGGACACCUGCUGCUGUCAAAACAAUGCACAUAUCCGCCAAACGGCAACAGCUGUACGCAUCUUCUGAGGCAGGUCUUACCCAGAUGUCUCUGCACCGCUGUGGAGUGUAUGGAAAGGCCUGUUCGGACUGCUGUCUGGCCAGAGACCCCUACUGUGCCUGGGAUGGAGAUAACUGCUCUGCCUUUACACAAGCCACCAAAAGGAGGAGCAGAAGGCAGGACGUUAAACACGGUGACCCUUUGCGUCAGUGCCGGGGCUACAAUGCCAAAGUGGAGAGGAGACUGAAGGAGAAAGUUCAGUUCGGGGUGGAGGGUAGCAGCACAUUUCUGGAGUGCGUCCCGCGCUCUCCCCAGGCCACUAUCAAAUGGCUCUACCAGAAGGAGGGAAGACGAAAAGUGCUAAAUCGAGACGGGGAAGUUCUUAAGACUCCUCAGGGGGUCCUUCUGAAAACUCUCACCAAAGCAGAUGCAGGCCAGUACCAUUGCCUGGCCACAGAAAAUAACUUCAAACACACGCUGGCUCGUGUCUAUUUACGUAUCCUGGACCGGGACAUCGCUGUAGCCCUCACCACCCCCGAUGAGGAGGAAGAGGCUUCGAGGAGCCAUCACAAAGACCAUCAACAGGACCCUGCACGUCCUACCCCAGCACUCCUGCUGGAGCCUGAAAUGCGCCUGAUUCAGCAGUACUGCCAGUCCUACUGGGAGCAGCUGACGUCCGGGGGCAACUCUCAGGCUGACCUCCCUAAACGCGCCAACCGCAGACACACAGAAGCACUGAAGGCUAGUGGGGAGUGAGGAGGAGAGGAAAAGACAGUUAUCUUCUGUUCGUCACCUUGUUCCGAGCAGUUUAUGGACUUGCAUAGGUUAGUUCAUGUGCAGUGCCACCUAAAAGUAUUUGGACACUUUUGGACCGUUUGGACACGUUUUACAGUGUUUAAAAGGAAUCGGAAUUUGCGACACUAAAAAACGAAAAUGUAUUCAUUUAACAUGUACCUAAAUAGGAUAAUUUAUGAACAGUGGCCCCAAAAAGUAUUUGGACACUAUUGGACAAUUAAAAAAUAUCUAAUUUUUACAAUAUUCAAAAGUAAUUAUUUUUUUGGGACACUUGAAAAUGAAUAAAUCUUUACAGUGCUCAAAAUGUACCUGAUUAAUUAAUUUGUGAACAGCGGCUCCAUAUAUUUGGAAAUUACUUUGUAAAAAUUCUGUAAUUUUUAUGUGUCCAAAAUAAAUUUAUCCUUUUAAAGUGUUCAAAAUUAACCAACCUAAUUAAUUCAUGAACAGUGGCUCCAAAUAUUUGGAAAUUACUUU